AUAGUUCAGUUGCGUUUGAGUAACUUCUUCUACCUCGCUGUUCUCAAUUUCAACUACUCUUUUUUUCCCCUCCUUAUCUCUCAACUACUUUAUCCCUUUCAUCAAAAUUCAAAAUCCCAAUUCAUUUUUUGACCUAAUUUCAUGAAAUUCACCAAUCCCUAUUUCCUUAGGUGAGAUUCAAAUCCACACUCGCGGUUUGAAUUUGAAUUGAUUGAUGUCUGGUUCUUCCGAUGAAGAGAUCUCAAACGGUAAUCGCGACGGUUACCAACGAGGAGGAAGUGACGGCGAUGACGACGAAGAUGAAGAAGAGGAUCGAAAGAAGAAGAAGAAUCGUGCGAGAGUUGAUUUUGGUUUUGGAAAGAGGUUGGUACUUCGUCAAUUUACCAAAGCGAAGAAUCAAAUUCGGAGAGUUAGAAGCAGAAAGGCUCUUCUUUCGGCUUCGUCGUCGUUGACUGCGGGGUCUUCGAGGAAUUUGAAUGUGAGUAGUAGAGGUAAGGUGGUGAUUGUUCAUGGUGAUGAUUUUGGUAGUAGUAGUGGUAGUGCUGCUCGGAGUGGGUUUGGUUGUAAGUUUUGUUUUUCGCGUCCUAGUGUAAUGGAAAAUUCUGAUGGGUCUCCUAGUAGUGAUCCUAAUGAUCCGAAGUUUACUCAUUCUAUGAUGAGGAGUUUGAUAGAAAACAAUGAUUUUUGUUCCAAAGAAUGCAAUCCCCAUAUUGAAUUAUUAAAUGAUUGAUUUGUGCUGUUGGAGAGUCUUUCUAUUCAAUUCCUUUAUCAAUGAAGUGUUGAUUUUGUUUUCUUGUGCUGUUUGGGAUUAUCUCUUUAUUAGAAGGUAGAUGGAAUUUGUUUGAAUGGUUAUUGGAUUUGUUCUGUGCUGCCUCAUUUUGAAACUCAGUGGCAUUGUGGCUCUGAACAGAUUGCGGUGUAUGGAUUGGAUGUUAAGUGAAAAUUGUAGAGUUGAGAGGUCCAAUAAGUUUGGUGGCGUUUUUUGUUUAGAGCACUGGGGUCCAAUAAGUUGUGGACAAGGCUGUUGUAGCCAUUGAGUGGUUACAUAUUAUGAAUGGGUCUUAUAGAUAACAGAGGGCUGCUUGCAGUGUGAAAUAGGUUGAUGAAAUUUGGAUUCCUUGACAUUCAGGAACCUCUACUUACUGCUUGCAGUGUGAAAUAGGUUGAUGAAAUUUGGAUUCCUUGACAUUCAGGAACCUUUACUUGUACUCAACCGGGAAGCCGGGUUUGUACAUAUUAAAGAGAAAUUUUUUGAAUCAUGCUAUAUUCAUAAUCUAUUUGUUAUAAGUUUUAAAUUUAUUUAUUCAUGUAUAUGUGUUUUUCAUUGAUAGUCGUUUAAAACACUGUUUUUAAUACUGUUGUCCAGUUGGAUUCUUGUAUACAUGUGUUUGGUGAUAUUUGGCAAUGCCUUCCAUACUUCAGUCUUCAUAUAUUUAUAAAGGUUUAGGUUUUAGAAAACUUAGGAAACAUUCUGUAUUGCAAAGUUGGGUCAUAGGUUGGUUUGGCAUAUUUUAGUUGUUUUUUGUUUUUAAUAUAUUUUGUAGAUUUAUUUUCACAUAUUUUUUGGUUGACUGAUAUAGCAUCAAGAGGUUCUGGUGAUUGGUGUUAACUAUACACAAUCAGUAAUCUAUCCUUUUUUUUUUCUUCCAAUUGUUUGUAUUAUGAUUAUCCAUAAAUGUUGAACUCUCAAAUUAUUUUGAAUGAUAGAUUCCAAUGUCAAGGGAUAUACAGUGUAAGCCUGUCUAAUUCAUGGUUUCAAUUCAUAUAAAUGUGUGUCCAGUUUCACUCCUACAAGAGAUGGUAUAGUAAUAUUAACUUGAUAGGGAGGACAUUUCCAAUUAUUUCAAGUGAUUUCAAAUUUUAAGAUGGUUAUUCCAAACUUUCUCUACCACUUUAGUGUAUAACUUUUUCACUUCAUCUUAAGAAAAUUUACAUAGUUAUAUUGGCAAAGUAUUAUAAUGCCCUGAUUUAUCUAGCCAAAAGCAAGUUUAUAGCAGUUUUCUGCCAUUUUCAGGCAGACGAAUCCUAUCAUUUUCUUUUGAUUGUGCAGCUGCCUCUGCUAUUUGCUUAAAGCGACGAUGGCUAGGCUUUAUGCUUGUCAUCUAGUGGCUCCUGUGUGAAUAAUGAGACACAGAAUGUGCGAAAAUUGGGUGAAGAUGGGGUGGAAAUAGAAGAAGAAACAUGGUUUGUUUCCAUAUUUCUGAAGCUACUUGAGAAAUGUAAUAUUCAAAGAAUUGUUACAAAAAGUUGUUUGAUUUCUCUUUGUAAUCUUUGUUUCUGAUGUACUAUUAUAUUUCAUCAAUAACUUUGUAAAUUUGACUAAAAGAAGUAAUGGUAGUAUAAACUUUGCAAAUUUGACCAAGAGAAAAGAGAUAAUGGCUUCUCUAUCCAAUCUAUAGAGAAUUUAUACCUGUUAGAUUUGUUUAUCCCCAUUCCCAAAACUUUUACUUUUGAAUAGGAAUAU
Messenger RNA from Vicia villosa (hairy vetch), 2464 nucleotides. RefSeq lists its product as uncharacterized. The transcript is spliced from 2 exons. Lineage: Eukaryota; Viridiplantae; Streptophyta; Magnoliopsida; Fabales; Fabaceae. Bases 215 to 730 code for a protein of 171 amino acids. The record is from RefSeq and is a predicted model, not a curated record.